AUGGAAGAGAAGGCUCGGUCUGAGAAGCCUCUGAAGGAGAAAGCACCGGCUGAAAAUGACCCGAAAGAGAAAACAUCCAAGGACGAAGGUCCUAAAGAAGCCGAACCGAAGGGUAAGGCCAAACAAACUGCAGUAAAAGAGAAACAACCGAGACUCAAAAGUGCAACUAGGAGAACCAAAAAGCCGGCUGCAAAGAAAACGGCUAGCAAGUCUCACGAGUCCGAAAGAACUCCAUCUCCCGGGGCAUCUCCUGGCCCAUACGAUCCAUUGGUAAACAAUAUCCCUAUAAAUGUGGUGAUACCAAUUAUGGUUCAUUCCUCACCAGAAAAGGAGAAGGACGCAACCGAAAAUGUCCCUUCUCCAAAGCAGGCCAAAUCUUCUGCAAGCCGGGUUGCUAAAUCUCCUGACCGGGUUAGUAUUCUCACUCAUAACUCUGAAAUUAGGAAAUCUCCUCCUAAAGAUAUUGCGAAUACAUUAGAGAAAGUCCAGUUAAGGACUUCAGAUGUGGUACUAGACAUAGAAAAAGAAGUCACUCGGGCAAACAAUGAUGAGGCGACAAACAAAAUUGUUGAGGAAGGUCAGGGCGAUAGAGCUGACAGGAUAGAUGAUCUGACCAACGAAGUGGUCAAUAAUGAAGAAGAAAUACCAACUUCCUAUACUAAGCUCAAGGAGACAAUGAUGCAGAAAGAAGUACAACAAAUCCGGGUGCUAAAAACCCCAUUCCCAACACCACACCACAAUCGUCAAAACCAGUUCAUGAAGAAGAAGAAAAAAAUCCUCCGGUUUAGGGAGUGGUUGAAACUGGUAGACCUGGAGCGAAUAAUAUUUUGGCUGACAAAAUCAGACUUUAUCCCUUUGGCUAUGUCCAUAUGUUAUCUAGCCGAAAAUAACACCAAAGUAUGGGCCAUAAACGAAGUAUUGGAGGCCUCCAAAGACGUGGCCCUUACCGCUGAGGAAACUAAGGCAAAGGACUCUUUGCACGAGAUCAUUUCCAAGAUUGAAGCCAAGAUAUCUGAGUUGGAUAAGACAAUCGAGCGAAAAAUCAAGGAAUAG
Impatiens glandulifera is the source of this 1053-nucleotide messenger RNA. RefSeq names its product neurofilament heavy polypeptide-like. NCBI's taxonomy places the organism in Eukaryota, Viridiplantae, Streptophyta, Magnoliopsida, Ericales, Balsaminaceae. The coding region runs from base 1 to 1053 and encodes 350 amino acids. The transcript has 4 exons. The record is from RefSeq and is a predicted model, not a curated record.